AUGGCUCCAAGUGAGAUCUACCAGCCGGACGAGCGCAGCAAAGGCGUCCGGCUCAACAAGCGGACACACCACGAACAAGACACAAUCCACAGCAUAGUCAACUCCUCGCCCAUCCUCCACGUCAGCUUCAACGCCCCGCUCAAAGACGGUCCGACCUUCCCAACAAUCCUUCCUAUGCUCGGCGCCGUCGGAAAGUUCGCCAACGACGAAGACGAGCACCUCUACCUCCAUGGCUCUUCGGUCGCCCGCCUAUUCAAGCUCACGCAAGGCAAUGAGAUCCCGCUGUGCGUUUGCGGAACCAUCUUGGACGGCUAUGUCAUGUCGUUGGCGCCUUUCCAUAAUUCAUGCAACUACCGCGCCGCAGUAGUGUUCGGAUACGGCAGCGUCGUGACAGACGAGGCCGAGGUGCUGUACGCGCUCGAACUCAUCACCAACAACACCAUGCCCGAGCGCUGGGAGAACUCACGCAACCCGCCGACCAAGUCUGAGAUCACUUCGACCGCGGUCCUGAAAGUGCGGAUCGAGACGGCUUCCACAAAGAUCCGGCGCGGUGGACCAAGCGACGAGAAGGCUGAUCUGCAGAAUCCGGAGGUCACGAACAAUACCUGGACGGGCGUUGUGCCGACGUACAUGACGCUCGGCGAGCCGGUACCGAACGAGGAGAACAAGGUCAAGGCAGUUCCGGAGUAUAUUGCUGACUGGGUGGCGGAUGCGAAUUCGAUGAACGAGCAGAAGGCGAUCGAUGCUCUGGAGGAAGAGGGCGCGUAG
Molecule: messenger RNA, 768 nt
Organism: Saxophila tyrrhenica
Lineage: Eukaryota; Fungi; Ascomycota; Dothideomycetes; Mycosphaerellales; Extremaceae
Exons: 3
Coding region: 1-768 (255 amino acids)
Source: RefSeq, a predicted model, not a curated record